CUCCAUCAUCACCACUGCAGCUUCAGCGUUCUUUUGCAGCCAUUAGUGCCACUACAAAUACCAGGAACAUCAUCACCACCACUAUCACCAUGGCACCAUCGCGAUAUCAGUCCGAUAAUGUCGACGCCUCGCCUCUAGGAAGGCCGUUGAAGUUCGAAUUCAGCGGCAGGACUGCGCCCAACCGUUUCCUGAAAGGCGCAAUGACCGAGAGAAUUUCAUCUUGGGAUCCCCAGAAUCUUGAAGCACGAGGAAUCCCCAGCAAGAAUUUGGUCAAUGUCUACAAGAGAUGGGGCGAAGGCUCAUUGGGUGUGAUUCUCUCGGGCAAUAUCAUGUUCGAGUAUGACCAUCUUGAGGCCAGAGGUAACCCCAUUAUACCCAGAGGAGCUCCUUACGAGGGUGAGCGCUUCGAGCGCUUCACUGAAAUGGCCACUGAAGGAAAGAAACACGGCUGCUUGAUGGUGGGCCAAAUCUCCCAUCCCGGUCGACAAGUAUCCGAGGACAUUCAGCCACAUCCCAUCUCUGCAUCCACCGUGCAGUUGGAAGGUGAUGUCAUGGGCAUGAAGUUCGGCAAACCACGAGCUGCCACCGACGAGGACAUCAAGAACAUCAUCGAAGGCUUCAGUCACCAAGCUGAAUACUUGGAAAAGGCAGGCUGGGAUGGCAUCGAGUUACACGGUGCACACGGCUACCUCUUGGCACAAUUCCUUUCCCAAACGACGAACCAAAGGACUGACAAGUACGGCGGUUCAUUGACGAACCGCGCUCGCCUCAUUCUCGAAAUCGCCCAGGAGAUUCGGAAGCGCACAUCACCUUCCUUCAUCGUCGGCAUCAAGCUAAACUCGGUCGAGUUUCAAGAAAAAGGCUUCUCUCCCGAAGAGGCCAAGGAGAUUUCCACAUUGCUCGAGCAGAACAAGUUCGACUUCAUCGAACUCUCCGGCGGCACGUACGAGAAACUCGCCUUUGCGCAUCAACGCGAGAGCACCAAGAAGCGAGAAAGCUUCUUCCUCGAAUUUGCCGAGCAAAUCGUCCCCUCGCUGACCAAAACCAAAACCUACGUCACCGGGGGCUUCAAAACCGUCUCAGGCAUGGUCAGCGCCCUCGACGUCGUCGAUGGUGUCGGCCUCGCCCGCCCCGUCUGUCAAGAACCUCUUCUCGCCCGAGAUAUUCUGUCCGGCAAAGUCACAGGCGCCAUUGAGCAAAAAGUCGAUCAGGACAACUUCGGCAUCACCAACGUGGCGGCGGGGACGCAAAUUCGCCAGAUUGGAAAAGAUCAGCAGCCGAUUGAUCUGUCCGAGGAGAAGAAUGUCGAAGCGUUCAUGAAGGAUAUGAGUGCGUGGGCGCAAGGGCUGGCGCAGGAUGUGGACAAGGCCAAGUAUGGAUAUAUUGAUAUUUCUUCCGUGGCGGCGGUGCCUUAUGCGGGAGCUUAGAAUGAGAGACUUGGGGCAAAAAUAAAUCAAUAGAAAAAGAUUUCUGGUCUCUGUCGAGUGAACUCUACAUACCUAUAUCCUUUUUCUUUUCCAAAAAUAAGUAAAAAAUAAAAUAAAACAAAAC
Molecule: messenger RNA, 1551 nt
Organism: Sphaerulina musiva SO2202
Lineage: Eukaryota; Fungi; Ascomycota; Dothideomycetes; Mycosphaerellales; Mycosphaerellaceae
Product: NADH oxidase
Exons: 1
Coding region: 90-1427 (445 amino acids)
Molecular function (GO): oxidoreductase activity; FMN binding
Source: RefSeq, a predicted model, not a curated record